This is a messenger RNA of Lampris incognitus (smalleye Pacific opah), 3680 nucleotides long. Its product is annotated as transmembrane protein 125. NCBI's taxonomy places the organism in Eukaryota, Metazoa, Chordata, Actinopteri, Lampriformes, Lampridae. The transcript has a single exon. The record is from RefSeq and is a predicted model, not a curated record. Bases 322 to 999 code for a protein of 225 amino acids.
AAUACUGCUUGGCACAUUCCUGUAUUUUAGUGCACCGGUGCAUAAAACUCCUAGCCUGUCAAUUUGAAAUCCUUUCUAGCUGCUCGUGAGACACUCCCUGUUCAGCCAGUAUAGAUUGCAAUGAGCCCCUGAAUCCUCUGGAGCAUCUUGGUGGUGUUAUCAGUUUUAUCUAGCCGGCUGGUGGUGGCACCUUUACCCUUUUCACUGCCUCGAAUUGUUUUGUCGGAACGGGCUGCAAGGAAACGAGAAGGACUCCUAUGUGGAUCCCGUUACCUCUAUAGUGGCGGCAGCUUUGCCUGGCAGGCUGGGAGUGGCGGCAGGAUGCCAGAACUGGAGGACUUGCCUCCUCUGCGGGGCCCCAACGGUCAAGCCGACCCGGCCCGAAUCCAGCACAGCAUCCUCGAGGAGCAGGUGGAGCUCUGGUGGUUUCGAGAGCCAGGGAAGUCUCUGCUCUGCUACUGCGUGGCGGUGCUGCUCAUCCUCAGCUGCGGGCUGGGAGGUGUCGGCCUCCUCUCCACCACCACCAGCGUGUCGAGCGAAUGGCGACUGGGGGCAGGAACGGCCCUCUGCCUGCUAGCUCUGGGGGUUCUUCUGAAACAACUGCUCAGCUCCGCGGUGCAGGACAUGAACUGCGUACGGAGUCGGCGGAGGAUUGAUAUGCUCAAAAGCGGUGGCUUAUCUGACCUCCUUGUGGUCUUAAUCACUGGACUGUCGCUGCUGAUCUGCGGAGCGGUUCUGCUCCGUUUCGCCUUGGCUAACCACAUGCCCAAGCCUGGCCAAGCCCUCAAUGACAUGUACAUCUCUGGGGUGGUUUUGCUGGCCAGCGGGGGCACUGCGGUGCUGGGGGUGGGGGUGUACUCUGCGGUGGUGGUCGUACUUGAGAGGACAAGGCAAGGGAGGAGAUUUAUGGACCGGGUUGUGAAUAUAUUCACCAUUUCUGGACACAUGGACCACCAGGCUCGCAGAGAGACUACUUCCAGUUUAGCAAACCUCAUAUGAGACAAGGAGCCCUACCAGACACAUUAUUCUGUUCUUCUGCUCCUGGUCCUACCUGUAGAAACCUUUUGGCAUUCCUAAGUUAGAAAAGGCUGACCCCCAGGUUUACUAAAUCUGUGAUUUACUCUCUUCUGGCGGAAAUAAAAGAUGAAGUGGGACCACAGAACCAGAAUGAGCCACGCGAGAGCUGCACUGCCCAAACUUGUGGCAGCUGUUCGUCUUUUGCCUUUUCGGCCUUUUUGGUGCACACUUGGCAUUCAAAAGCAACGGCAAAUUUCCAGACAGAGUCAAGGCGCAACAUCUCAGUUUAAUUAGCGCCUCCGGUAUUCUAAUUGGCUAAUUGCAGCUGGAUUGCCAUGGAGCUCAUUUAGACGUCAUCUGAUAGUAAAUCACCUGCAAAGCCGGCAAUAUUUGCACUGUUUUUUUAAAGGGUGCAAUACCUGUGUGCAUGUGUCUCGGUGAAUCUGGAGGGGUUGACGCUCGAGCACUGGGAGGGACCAUAAAAUAUUUGAGACCAGACAAACCGUGUGCAUGCUUCUAUCCAAGCGCUUUUCAUAAUUUGCUUCACCCGCUGAUUGAGAGUGGGAGUGUGGAGGAAACAUAUUGGGGGGGACAGUGUGAACAGAAUUAGUAAUAACCUUUUGGGAUUUUAGCUGGAAGAUUAUCAUAACUCAUAGAGCACAAGUACGCAGACAUUCCCUUAGAACAAUGCUGUAUAGGUAGGAGAGUACAGAUGUGGUGGACAUUUAGACAGACGGGAGCAAGAAAUGCACAGAUUCUACAAGUUUAAACAUGACUGGGCACAAAAUUGUGGACCAAUUGGAUAUUUCUUUUAGCAGACAAUAGGAGGCUGAGAGAGAACGGCGACCUACCAGUUAAGUAAGAAUCCCCAGCAGGAUGCAGUGAGUCAGUUCGUUUAUGUAAGACUCCUCUCCCCCACUUAUGCAUCGACUCAAAACGAUGUAUCGUUUUAAAUUGGGCACAAAUGGAGUGCUUCGACCAUCUUCCUCUCAUGAAGAGGAGGACAUGGUCCCUUUAACUGCCUAUGACCCCGUGUCCUGUCAUAGGGUUCAUUGAGCAAGACAUUAUGACCCCACCCAGUUAACUCACUCUUGACCAGUAUCAGCUAAAUUCUAUGCCUCAUAUGUGAAUGAGAGCCAGAGAAUGGGGUUGCUGCUAGGACAAUAGACACAAUGAAAUGUUAACUUUUCAUUUCAGCAGCUUCCUGCGUGGCCUCUGUGCCACCUCUACGCUGACCGUUCCCUCGUGAAGACGUGAAAAUAUUCAGCCACUUCCAACCAGAACUUGGGCUUUACCAAAGUUGAAAUGCAAAUUACAGCUUGCUGAUUGCUGAUGGGCUGCUAUUCCUGAAACUGAAACGUAGAUUUUUUUUGCUGUUGUUUUUUAUUGUUUUUGUUUUUUUUUUCAAACCUGCAGAAGUUGGACUGCAGAAUCAGGGAGUGACAUGACCAGACUGGUAAUAUAUCUUGUUGUGAAAUGAGGUCCUAAAGCGAGACUGCAGUGCAUUUCUAUACCCCGUUAACUCCUUAUUUGUAACUCCACUCUUUAGGUUUCACCAGGAUUCUGUUUUUGCAUUUGAAGAUUGUUGUAUGUUUUCUUGGUUAACAAUGUAAUUCAUGCACUUUGGUACAAUUGUGGAGUUUAUGAAAGACCCCCUUUUCCUAACCUGGUAUGAGACUUCAGAAUGACUGAAGGAUGCAUAUGACGCAAGACGGCAUCCCUGCUGCAGAAUGGAUUUCAAGCCACUUUUGAAUGUCAGGAUACGUUGUGUAUGCUACAUUGUGUAUACUGUGCACAUCAACGCAGUAUUGUCGCAAGGAAAUGUGAUUUAAUUUACUUCAAAUUUGCAUUUAGAUUUUAAAAAAAAGAAAAAGAAGAGUGACCUAAACUGUCAGCCUUGGCCUUCAUCCUUGUACCUUGGCUUUAAAAAAGGAACAAGAUAUUCCAAUCAAUGUUUUGGGGGAAUCCAAGUCCAGGACCUCUUUAAUAGAAAGAGGAACCCCCAACCUUGGAAAAAUUAUAUUUCAAAGAGUGUGCAGGUUGAAUCAUCAAUUUUAGCAGUGGGGAAAACCUGAGCAAACUUGCAUUAAUCUUGAAUUUAAGGGUAUCAGGCCUCCGCCGGCUCCAUCCUUGGCACGUCCACGUCUCCAAAAGGUGCGAGGUGUGCGAGUUUACGACUUAGAGGCCCCUGCGAUUUGGCGGAGCAAACCACAUUCCACGCUAGAAAAUGUCUUUAAUCCAACGCGGUUAUCUUAAGAUGUUUGGCACGACAGUAAAACUGAACUGUUUUACAUUCCCGAGGUACUCGUGGAGUUAGCUGGGGCGUCCGCAGCUGUUGCACAUCUUCCAGAUGUGAAAGAUCAUCUCAGUACCAAGUAGAAGAAGGAGUCUGAUGCUAUCUCUGUGAAUGAGGCCACUGGUUUACCGAGUCUGGCCUUUGAUUUAAGCGUUAGACCGUCCAUGAAGUUGUAAAACAUGAAGUGCUUCUGAACCGCCAGGUGUAUUUUUGGCUCGGCGACGCGUCUAACACAUCCUCAUGUGCUCCAGAGCGGCAGCAGCAGGCAGAAGGAUUGUUGUAGAAAUCAAACCCAGUGCAUAAAAAAAAAGAUGUGUAAUUUCAGUUUACUUGUGUACCUUUGCAUUACUAAACGAAUGAUGCAUCA